This is a messenger RNA of Zea mays, 2376 nucleotides long. Its product is annotated as zinc finger MYM-type protein 1-like. Gene Ontology annotation, molecular function: protein dimerization activity. NCBI's taxonomy places the organism in Eukaryota, Viridiplantae, Streptophyta, Magnoliopsida, Poales, Poaceae. The transcript has 3 exons. The record is from RefSeq and is a predicted model, not a curated record. The coding region runs from base 1239 to 2273 and encodes 344 amino acids.
AGAUGAAGAGAAAAUUCAAGACAAUUGAUUGUUUUUUCCAACGUGAUAAUCCUAGAGCUACUCCAAUCGAAAAUCCUAACCUAACCAAUGUGCAAGAUUCUGAUCCAAUUAAUUUGCAUACUGAGGCAGCUGAGCUAAAUCAACAAGAGACUUUAGCCACGGCAUUUGAGAGAGACCCUGGUGGCCUGGUAAACGUGUUCAAAUUUUGAGGCUACCUUUUGAUCAACAAGAUGAAGCUCGGAGAUUUUAUAUAUCUGAGGGCCCAUAUCAAGUUAUAUUAGAUGAGUACCCAUUGAAUGAUGCAUCUCAUGCUCGUCGAUUCCAGAGCAAUUGGUUUAAACAAUUUAGUUGGCUAGAGUAUUCACCUCAUACAGAUCGUGCUUAUUGUCUCCCAUGUUUUCUUUUUUCAAAGAAACCAAUUGGAAAGUAUGGAUCAGAUACAUUCACAUUCAAGGGGUUUAACAAUUGGAAAAAGGUUAAUGAAGGAAAGGAAUGUGCUUUUCUAAAACAUAUGGGAAAUUCUGGUUCUGCCCAUAACUAUUCUGUUGGAUGUUUCAAUAAUCUGAAAAACAGUAUGACUCAUAUUGACAAGGUGAUGGUUAAAGAAAAUGAGAAAUUAGUUGCAGAAGCAAGACUAAGGCUUACGACUACCAUCAAUUCCAUUAGGUGGCUAACAUUUCAAGGUUGUCCAUUUAGAGGCCAUGAUGAAUCUCAGAAUUCAUUAAAUCAAGGUAAUUUUCUUGAAAUGGUCAAGCUUUUGGCUUCAUAUAACAAGGAGGUGAAAGGAGUUGUGUUACAAAAUGCUCCAAAAAAUGCCAAAUACACUUCAUCUGAUGUCCAGAAGGAAAUUCUAAGCAUUGUUGCACGGAAAGUGCAAAAAUUAAUAAGAGAAGAAAUUGGCACUAGCAAGUUUUGCAUCAUGGUUGAUGAAGCUCGAGAUGAAUCUAAAAAGGAGCAAAUGGCAAUAGUCAUCCGUUUUGUCAACAAAGAAGGACUUAUCAAGGAACGUUUUCUUGACCUCGUUCAUGUGAAGGAUACUACUGCAGUGACUCUUAAGAACUCAAUUUGUGCUGUCUUAACUGCAACAGGUACACAACUUCUUUCAACAUGCAACUUUUAUCAUAAAUGUUGUUAGUUCAUCUACUAAGCGCAAUGAUGAGUUACUAGCUGCACAAGCUGAAGAAAUAGCUCGUGAAAUUGAAUUGGGAGAGCUUGACACUGGACAAGGUGCAAAUCAGAUGAGCUCUCUACAGAGGCCAGGGGACACUAGAUGGAGUUCCCAUUACAAGUCAAUUCAAAGCUUAAAGAAGAUGUUUAGCGCCACAAUUUCAGUCCUACGUAGUAUUGCAAAUGAUCGUUCAGUUUCAAAGUAUUCUCGUGGUGAUGCUGCAGGUGCACUACAAAUUAUUGUCAAAUUUGAUUUUGUGUUUAUUUUGCUCAUGAUGGAAAAGAUUAUGAAGAUUACCGAUGUGCUAUGUCAAACACUCCAAAAGAAGUCAAUUGAUAUUUUAAAUGCACUAGAUUCAGUUUCCAAUACUAAAGUCUUACUUGGUAACUUGCGAAAUGAUGGUUGGGAUCCUCUUCUUCAGGAGGUCAAUUACUUUUGUGAAAAGAAUGACAUCGAUAUUUUGGAUCUGAAUCACAAGUUUGUUGAUGUGACCAAAUCUCGAAAUAAGAAUGAUAACACCACCGUUUUUCAUCAUUAUAAAUUUGAUGUGUUUAAUGUUGCAAUUGAUCAACAACUGAAUGAGAUAGAAGAUCGAUUUGGUGGCCAAGCGACAGACCUUUUAUCACUUUGUGCUUUCUUGAAUCCAAUACUUGGCUCUUUUGACAUGGAAAAGGUAUGCUCUCUAGUGGAAAAGUAUUAUCCUGCUGAUUUCUCAAAUCAAGAAAGAAUGCAAUUAGAGUGCCAAUUGCCACAUUUUCAACUUGAUGUUUGCAACCAUCCAGAACUAAAGGGUUUAUCAUCUUUGGCUGAUUUAACAAGUGGAUUAGUUAAGCUGGGUAAAGAUUCUUCUUAUCCGAUGGUAGAUAAAUUAUUGAGAUUACUCUUAACUCUCCCUGUGUCAACUGCGACCACAGAGAGAGCCUUUUCAGCUAUGAAAUUUGUGAAGACACGUCUUCGAAGCAAAAUGGGAGAUGCCUAUUUACGGGAUUAUCUGGUCGUUUAUAUUGAAAGGGAAUUAGCGGCAAUGAUUAGUUCCGAUGAUAUUAUCAAGGCCUAUGAUCUAGCUAAUACACGUAGAGCUAAAUUCAAAAUAACUGAGAUAUAAUUUUAUUUUGUUUGACAAAAUAGAUGCUGUUUUAUUAUACUGUUUUUGUAAUGAACAUUAUAUAUCAAUAUAUGUAUUGUGGUUGGUUUCUUUGCCAUUUUAA